AUGGCUUCAACACAAGAUCCAAAGAACGCGACUUACAGUCAGUUUGCUUGUAUCGGAGCCGGUGUCUCGGGAAUUGCCCUUGGCGCAACGCUACAGAGGUGGUAUGGCAUCACAGAUAUCCGCCUAUUCGAGCGGCAUCAUGACGUUGGAGGGACAUGGCUAGCGAACGAAUACCCAGGCUGCGCAUGCGAUAUACCGAGUGCCCUAUAUAGCUUCUCGUUCGAACCGAAGGCGGACUGGACCCGAGUUCUCCCAUCCAAUGAGGAGCUCUGGCUGUAUAUUAAAGGCGUUGCUGAAAAGUACGAUUUACUGACCAAGACGUCCUUCUGUUCCACCGUCGAGAGGUGUGAAUGGAUACAAGACACCAACCGCUGGCGCCUUCACGUCCGGCACGAAGCCGGCCAACUUUUCAAUCAUGAAUGCCAGUUCCUAUUCAGCGGUUCCGGCAUACUCGUCCAUCCGCGAAAGCUAGACGUCCCAGGCGCCGAGACUUUCAAGGGACCUAUUUUCCACUCGUCCCAGUGGCGGAAAGACGUGGACCUCACCGACAAGAAUGUGGUGCUCUUCGGAAACGGGUGUACCGGCGCGCAGAUUGUUCCUGCUAUCGUCAAGUCAACUAAACACCUCACACAGAUUGUCCGAUCGAAGCAUUGGAUCUUCCCUCCCAUAGACGGACUCAAUUCGAGGUUAAUAACCCUCGUAAAUAAGCUUAUACCCGGAAGCAUGCUUCUCCAACGGUUCGCGGUCUUUUUAGUAGCUGAAAAUUCUCUGCGAGGGUUCGCCAUGACGAAAGCAGGCACCCGGUUCCGGAAGAAAAAGCAAGCCAAAGCUGAAAAGUACAUGCGAUCAACGGCACCCGGAAAGUACCACGACAUUCUGAUCCCGGACUUUGAGGUCGGUUGCAAGCGGCGAAUCUUCGACUCCGGAUACCUCGAAAGCCUACACGAGCCAAACCUGCUCUUGACGGAUGAGCCCGUUCUAGAAAUUGUUCCAGAGGGCGUCCGAACGAAGGACCGUGUCAUCAAAGCCGACGUUAUCGUUCUCGCCAACGGCUUCGAUACUAAUAACCCGUUGGCCGGUGUUGAAAUUGUUGGUCGCGACGGCGUAGAAAUUCGGCAGCAUUGGGAUUCCUUCGGCGGAAGCGAGGCGUACCAGUGCUCGGUGCUUAAUGAAUUCCCAAAUUUCUUCCUAAUUCUCGGCCCUAACUCCGCCACGGGACAUACCUCGGCGAUAAUGGCAGCAGAAAACUCCAUCAACUACGCUCUUCGUGUCAUUAAGCCGGCGCUUGAAGGAAAGUGCAGCACUGCUGAGGUGAAGAUGGAAGCAGAAAAAGCGUGGGUGAGCCGAGUCCAUUCGGCCUUGCGAGAGACAGUUUGGUUCUCCGGCUGCCAUAGCUGGUACAUUAAGGAUGACGAGAAAACUGGUGAACGUUGGAACGCCAUGAGUUACCCGUAUUCACAGGCGUAUUUCUGGUACGAGAGCUUGUUCCCCAAAUAUCGUGACUGGACUUAUACGGGUCCAUCAUCCACAUCGUCCAUCCGACGCAAGACCCAUUGGAAAAAGCUGGCAUUGCUCCUGGCGAUAGGGGCUCUCAUCGGUCUUGUCUUCCAUUCGCCAACAAUAAUUAUGAACGGCGAUGACCUCGACGUCUGA
This is a messenger RNA of Scedosporium apiospermum, 1653 nucleotides long. RefSeq names its product Monooxygenase. The coding region runs from base 1 to 1653 and encodes 550 amino acids. The record is from RefSeq and is a predicted model, not a curated record. Gene Ontology annotation, molecular function: flavin adenine dinucleotide binding; NADP binding; N,N-dimethylaniline monooxygenase activity. The transcript is spliced from 5 exons. NCBI's taxonomy places the organism in Eukaryota, Fungi, Ascomycota, Sordariomycetes, Microascales, Microascaceae.